CUAUCGCACAGCGUAACCCUACCUUGUUCCAUUGGCCUCCAAGUUACAUUGAAAUUGUGUCCAGGCACCAAGUGCAGCUUCCUUGGCACAGCCCUCGUCCUUAGUCCUCGGGUUAAUGCCUCGACGGAGAUAUUAAGCUUGGCUCGGGGCUUGUGUCACCAUCCCACCUUCUAGAUCGCCCUUUCACUGUCCUUAGUUAAUUUCGAGUCCAAGGCAUGAGCGGAACCCCGCUGCGAGAUGCUUGCGCGUCGAUGAGGGGAUACUAUGCCCUUCAUCCGUACUCGUACGUUUGCGCGCCCUCCGUCGGCACCUUAUCUCUCUGGCUCGGGGGCUUCCUUGUCACCCCUGUCACAAUGGUCACCAUAGCUGCUCUGCCUGGUUCUUUUUCUUGACUCAACUUCCACACCCUGAUCCCAAUCCGCGGCCAACCGUGGACUUCGCCAUUCCGCACUCCUCCACGUUGAAUCCAUCAACAUGUUCGCCCUUCUACUCAAGACCCUCUUCACCCUGCUGCUCCUGGUAGGGGUCACGCCGGUCCAGGCACAGGGCGAGGGGGGCGAUGGCUACAUCGGAUACAAUCUAGAGCACCGCGGCGACCCGGAAUCUGCGAUCUACGAGACGGAGUCAACAGACCCGGGGGUGGGCGUGCUGCCGGUAGACCCGGACGUGUUCCUCAACGCGUCUGUGAGCGUGGGCGAGAUCGACAUCGAGGUGGACAACAUCACGGCCAAGAUCAACCUGGACGCCCGCGUGCUGAACCUGCUGCACUUCAGCGCCGGCGUCGACGCCAGCAUCGACCGCGUCAGGCUGACGAUCCAGAACAUCUCGGCAAAGGUGCUGCUCGAGGCCCGGCUCGAGAACGUCGUCAACAUGGUCGACGACGUGCUGCGCAGCAUCGACCUGAACCCCAUCAUCGCGACGCUGGGGCAGGACGUCGGCAAGAUCGUCAACUCGACCGUCGGAGCCCUAACCGGCCCGGGCGACGGGAGCGCGACCGGCAAGCGCGACCUGGACUACAACCUCGCGCACAACGUCCUGUACAGCCUCAACGACUACCAGGGCCGGACGCACACGAACCGCGUCCUGGGCCAGAACGGCAGCCUCUACGACGUGUUCCUGAACAACGCGGGCGACGAGACGGGCCGCCGGGUCUCGGGCUACUACAGCCGCGACAUGACCUUCAGCGGGCACAACAGGACCAUCUCGGACGGCGGGACGACCGAGUACGAGAUGCAGUACAUCUACACGCCGUUCCCCGGCAUCGAGGCCGUCUGCCUGAUCUACAUGGCGCCUGGCGGGAAGAUCACCAGGGCGCGGAUUAUCGCGGAGGCACAGGGAGGUGGAACCAGCACCAUCAGUGACGAUUCAGAGAAUUGAGGUUGGUGGGGGGGUGGGGGAAUGGAUGGGAGAACAGACCGUGGUGGUGCCAUCGCUGGGCUGAAUGAUAAAGAGAUUACCGAGGGGGGACAUUUAGAUAGUCCCAUGUCCAUUAUCAUGAAGCAUAAGAAGCA
Molecule: messenger RNA, 1511 nt
Organism: Phialemonium atrogriseum
Lineage: Eukaryota; Fungi; Ascomycota; Sordariomycetes; Cephalothecales; Cephalothecaceae
Exons: 1
Coding region: 475-1377 (300 amino acids)
Source: RefSeq, a predicted model, not a curated record